AUGGCUGACCCGGGGCUGGAGGAGGAGCUGUGGCUGUAUGGAGGUUCUCUGGCUCGUGAUGAGGAGAAUGGAGCAGCUGCAGGGAACACCCCAAGUUUGGGUGCACAGCAGGACACGGGUGCUGAGAGGAAGGACACCACCGAGGCUAAACAACCGGUCACUCAGAGCUGCAGUGAUACCGAGGAGGACAGUGACAAAGACAGUGAUGAUGAUGAUGAUGAUGAUGAUGUGAAGGUCACUAUUGGAGACAUUAGAACUGGGCUUCCAUACUGCAUGACAUCUGAAGGCAACCUAAGAACCAAUAGAGGCUACGGGACUUCAGUAGGUAAGCAGAGAGGAAUAGAUUUUACUUCUCCUGGAUGUAUAAAUGGGUUACCGGUUUUGGAGGUUGAUUUGGAUUCUUUUGAAGAAAAGCCAUGGCGAAAACCAGGUGCUGACCUUUCUGAUUAUUUCAAUUAUGGCUUCAAUGAAGCAACAUGGAAGGUGUAUUGUGAGAAGCAGAGACGGCUUCAGCUGGGACUGGACAAUGGCUAUCAUCCCUGCAGCAAGGAGAACAGAAUAAGGGUGCAGCAGGGGAGAACAGGCAGAGCAAGUAAUGGAGCAGAACCUGAAUCUGAAAGCAGCGCUGGAUGUGAAGGAACAACUAUACCAGAAAAUACAUCAAAUAGGAAACCAGGAGGAACAAUGGAUGUGGUUUGUAACAUCACCACUGUCGAAGGAAGAAGAUGGGACUGCCAUGAGCCAGAAGAGAUUCCCAUUCAGGUAGAUCACACAUACACACCACAUCUGAUUCCACAACAUCAGCACCCACCUCCACCCCUUGUGCCGCCACCUCCCAUCACAUCAAAUCCUCCUCCUCUGUUUUCUGGUCCUCCUCCUCACUUUCUUCAGCGGCCUCCUCCUACCAACCAAAUGCCACCUCCCCUGCGGCCGCCAGCCUUACUGCCGCCACUGAUGCCCCCUCCACCAGCACAUCAUCCACCUGUAAAUGGUCCCCCUGUUCCAUACAACAGCAGACCUCCUAUACGCCAUGGGUAUAACUCAGCAGAUCCUGCUAUCAUGAGUUAUCCUCCUGUUUCGAUCAAUCACACCCCUUGGGUGACAACCAUGGACAAAGGAAACAGCAGCACGGGAAGGAAUGAUUGGCUACUGAGGAGAGAGCAAGAAUGGGAUCUGGGGAGAGACAGGAAGCACACCCCUAAUAACAGUUAUAGGAAUGAGGGAAGUCAGUACUCCUACUAUGGCCAUGGCAGGAGCUCUGAGUACCAGCCAAAGUACCAGCGCAGUCGGGAGGGCAGUCGGGAGCGCAGUUGGGAGCAGGAGGACCGACCAAGAGGGGAGCACCGCCAGCGAGACAGAGAGGAAAGGAGACAUAAAUCUUCUCGUCGCAAAAUGGAUAGUGAGGAACGUGAGAAUCACAGGCGUCCUAAGCGUAAGAAGAGCAAGCGGGGAAAAGAGGACAAGGGCAGCAGCGAUGAAGUGAACCGUGAAUCCAGGGAGUAAAUGUCCAGAGAACCGUAACUCCAUGGUGCCGGGGUCGUUUCCAUCAGAAAUAAAGCUAUACUGAUGGUGCACCUGCUUUAAAAUAAAGGAUAAACAAUGGAAUGCCUUGUGGAUGUGCAGGUCCUUUGUUUACAGUAACUGUC
Messenger RNA from Xenopus laevis (African clawed frog), 1646 nucleotides. RefSeq names its product pre-mRNA 3'-end-processing factor FIP1. NCBI's taxonomy places the organism in Eukaryota, Metazoa, Chordata, Amphibia, Anura, Pipidae. The record is from RefSeq and is a predicted model, not a curated record. The transcript is spliced from 15 exons. Bases 1 to 1503 code for a protein of 500 amino acids.